Molecule: messenger RNA, 1959 nt
Organism: Klebsormidium nitens
Lineage: Eukaryota; Viridiplantae; Streptophyta; Klebsormidiophyceae; Klebsormidiales; Klebsormidiaceae
Source: the annotation of a GenBank genome assembly
CUUGAGAACUUGGACUCCGUUGGAGUUGAAAUUGAAGUCUUCAAACUCACAAGUUGCUGCCAUGCAAUCUGAUUCUGAGGCGGGUAGAAGUCUUGCCCGCUCCUUUCUUUCGAGUCCAACGACGAAGUUUUGAACAGAUUCCGCUGGUCCUGGAGACUCUCCAUCAAGUUUCAACCUUGGGUGGAGUAGCUCGCUGAGGCAAGAAGCUUAGAUGUUGACCACGCGGACCAAACACGCGAUCGUGUAAUGGCCCUGCGGCCGCUGGCGGAGGAGGCCCUUUUUCCUGCAGCGGAGAAUGCCAUGAUGGCCCACCUGGACGAUCAAGCUCAUCCAGCAGCCAGUAUCAUGGCCCUCACUAGAAAGGACGAAUUUGCGGACGGCGGCAACAUUGAGAGCUGCUGUCGGUACCUCAACCAGAGCCUGGCUGCUGCGGGCUUUCCCGCGCUGCCCCUGCAAGCCUACGAUGCGGACGCCGCAGCGGCGGUAUGCAACUGCGUGUACUCCCUCCUGCAGCAGCGGCAGCGGGACGUGGACUUUCGGGACAGCGCCGCGGAGCAGCGCCACAGGCUGGCGGCUGACCUGAGCCGCUGCGAGGCGCGCGUGCAGCGGUUGCAGGCCCAGCUGGAGGCGCGGGAGCGCGACCUGGCCGCUGCGGUCACCAAGGAGCAGAAGGCGGCGGCGGCGGGCAAGGCGGCACUGGACAAGAUGAAGGACGAGCGGGACGAGUUCCACCGCAUCGCCACCGGCCUCCAGCAACGGCAGGCGCAGCUACAGCACGAGCUGCGCAAGAAGGAGGGCCACUACGCUCGCCUCCAGGAGCGGCUGAGCGUGCUGAUGGCGGAGAAGAAGGAGAAGCUGGGCGGGGGGGGCAUGGAGAUUAUGACGCUGCUGCAGAAGGGCGGCCGGCAGCGCGGCACGUGGGACGGCAAGAAGGCCGACGGCGACUUCUACAAGAUGAUUGUGGACGCGUACGAGGCCAAGAAGCAGGAGCUCACCGCGGAGAACGCCGCGCUCAAGGACUCGCUGCGCACCCUCCAGGAGGACAUGCAGCGGCUGGUGCGCGGCCACGAGGGCGGCGCCAGCAGCCCCGGCGCGGCCACGCCCAGCGACACCCCGCUCAAGGGCCGCCUGGACGUGUUCGACAUGCCGUAUCCCCUCGCGCGCGACCGCAUCGAGCACAGCCUCCGCGCCAAGAUGGCGUCUCUCCAGGAGCGUAUGGCGGCGCUGGCGAGCUGCGCCGCGGAGGACGAGGCGAGCGAGCGCGAGCUGGAGCUGGACGCGCAGCUGGCCGCGGCGCGCGCCAUCAUUGGCGAGCAGGAGGCCAUCAUCGCCGCCGCGCUGCACCCGGGCCACUCCCCGCAGCCCGGCCCCCGCCUCAGCCGCGACCUGGCCGCAGAGGUUCAGCUUGCCGCAGCAGACGAGGACGUGGGCGCGCUGCGGGAGCACAUUCAGUGGCUGGAGGCGGAGCGGCAGCAGGGCGGCCCACACCGGCAGCGCACCGGCAACGGCACUCCGCCAGGCGGGGCAGGCACGCCGCCACACCAGGAGGCCGGCUGACUUGGCAUCGAGGGGGCACCAGGAGCGGGCAAUGAAGACCACAACCGGCGAGCGACGGUUGAUGCGCCCAACGGGGCAGGCACUCUUGGGGAUCCGUGUUGCAUACGUGCACAGUAAAUGUUUAGCGACCCUCUAGAACAGCCGGCAACGAUCGCCGGCAGAGGGGACGACUUAGCCCAAGAUUCGUCCUGAUUUGGGGAAGCGGGAGUUUCGAGGAAUUUGAUGUCUACCCCGACUACAUACAAGAAAGAGUUUCCUCAGAUCUUCCUUUGCGGCCUGUUGAUCAUCAAUGCUUGCCUUUAAAUGAUCCUACCCGUUCCGUGUCAACAAACGUGUAUGUGGGUAGACUGAUUCUAGAGCGAGCUGAUCUUUCCUCUCAACACGUGCACUCCUAGAUAUGAG